AUGUUUUUUACAUGUGGUUUAAUCGGUCUUAAAAUGAGCUCUGUUCUACGGUCAUGCGAAAAUGCAAAAUCAACUGGACAACUACGGCGUAUAUCACCGGCACCAAUUUGGAUGAGUGAACCACCGGUGUUUGAUACUUCACAAUUACCGCCCGGUUUUGUACCGGCUUCACAAUUUUCACCACCUCCACCAGCCUAUAAUCAAAUCAAUUUACCGGUAAACUGUUUACCGGUUCGGAUAACAUCUGCACCGCCAGCUUAUGAUCGAAUAUUUCGUAGUGUUUAUCCACAACAGUUAUGUACAGCUCUACCGGACAGUUGA
Molecule: messenger RNA, 321 nt
Organism: Enterobius vermicularis (human pinworm)
Lineage: Eukaryota; Metazoa; Nematoda; Chromadorea; Rhabditida; Oxyuridae
Source: the annotation of a GenBank genome assembly